AUGUCGCAAAGCAGCCACGGCCUGCCCUUGCAACAUUUGCAGCCUCGGGAUGAGGGUCCGCAGCUCGAAACGGCAGUGGACAGGGAGACGACUCCUUUUGCGCAAGCGCAGUGCACUUUUCCCGCUGCCUGGCAUCCACAGCCUAUGCUGGCACCUGCACCAUACAUCGGAUUCGUCCCCACCGUGCCUGUAGCUGCGUUUGCGUUUAUGGGAUCUGGGUCCUGUUCCGCAGAGGCAAUAGCAGCUGACCACCAAGCAGAGCCUGCAAUGUCGGCAACUAUGCAGACAGGAUCUGCGACGCUGCAAAGAAAGGAGCGCCAGAAGCAGUCUGGGAGGAGGCGGAGCCAACUCCCAACCGUUCAAGACACACCAGCAGCUGUUGAGACCCAUGCAAAGCCGAAACUUCCGAAUCAGAAGAACCGAAACUUGCUGACUCGCGGCCCAGCCAGGGUCGAGUUCCGUGAAGGCGUGCCCCAAAAAAACUGCCCAGCCGUUCUGCUUGACUGGGCAAAGAGAGACCAAGAGCUGUACUGGAUUCGACACACUGCGGUGAAGAAGCAUGACUUCCACGACCCCGCUGACCAUGAAGUGCCGACCGACGGCAACGACACACUUGGCUACGUAGUCGUGAAGCACUUGAACAGGCAUCCCCAAGCCCAAGAGGAACCAUUAGUAUUCCAGAGUCGCAUUUGGCUAAGAGGCACUGGCCGGGCACUGGGUCUCCGGCGCUGGGUUUACGCUCAGAUCUAUUUGCAGGUUUUUGGUGUCAGCCUCUGGAGAGAGAACGGUGUGGAUUCGCGUCGGAACCAUCUGACCAUGCCGGACGUGCACGAAGGCACAGUGAUGGAACUUCACUUGUCGCUUUUCCUUGACACCGAGGCUGGUGAGAACCGCGAGGAGGCGACGGACGUUGACAUUGGCAAGCUCUUGAAGGAUCCAAGGGACUUGAAGGUGUUGAAGCAGGUCUUUACUGGUGCUUCCCUGCGGCUGCGAGGGAAGGAGCGGCAUUUCACGGGUCUCGCAGAGUUGGUUUCCCGACACCUGAUACAAGUUCAGAAUGCCGGCACGGAGACGGACUGGAAGAGGGCCGAAAUUACCGGCGACUUCCUGCCAGGCCAGAUUUUCGAGUGCCACCUGACGGAACAUCUGGUGGGACCGGGGCAGCCGGAGAUUUAUGGCAAGCUGGUCACCAUGCUGCCCCCAAAUGAUUGCAAUGGAACUCGCAGGCCCGGGCCGGGUAUGGUCUGCGUGGCUCCGCUGGGCAAAGAGAAGCGCCGCAUCUGUGAAGUGUCCAGGCGAGACUUGCAUCCCAUCAGCUACAGCGACGAUCUGCUGCGGCUGCUGCGCGGCAAGUACCGGUACAAGGUCCUCGUAAAGACCGACGAGACAUGGGACUCUGCGAUGCCCUGCCGGCUUUGCUUUCGCAGUUUCGUGGACAAGGACAUCAACACCGGCAAGGUUAUGUGUGAGAAGGCUGAUGGAGGAACUCUACAAGUAGAUCCGAAGGAUCUCCGACUGGCCGCGGAUCUGAGUUCCGUAGGAGAAGCGCGGCCGCAGGAGGACCAGGAUGCGUACACGGUGGCUCCAACCUCGCUGGUCUCUGGCCCUGUGCGUGCUCCAGCUGCAGGCUAG
Messenger RNA from Symbiodinium sp. CCMP2456, 1632 nucleotides. Lineage: Eukaryota; Dinophyceae; Suessiales; Symbiodiniaceae. The record is from the annotation of a GenBank genome assembly.